UCUCAACAGUAUGAUGUUUGCAGAUGGCUGUGAUUGUGAUGGAGCAGGUCUGAGAUCAGUCUGACACAUGAAACAUGCAUGCAGAAGAUGAAGAAGACUAAUAUACGCUUUAUUUGGCUUAAAACAGCGGUUUGCAUUCAAGUAGGCUAUAUGUAAAUUAAAUAUUUGUAUGUUUUGUAUGUGAGCAUAAUUUAGUUACAAAAUAAGGCUACGCUUUAUUAAACAGCACUGUAUGUUAAUACUGGGUAAUAUUAAUAAAAUACAUUUAAGAUUAGGGUACGGUUUAGGGCUACAGGGCAUGUGAUUACGGAAAUGUUGAGAUCUAUUAUAUAAUAUAAUAUAUUUUUGUAUUAUGGGUUAUGCUAAAACAUAAAUAAAUAAAAUACUUGAUUUGUCAUGCAUACUAUGUAAACAGUUUUGCAGAAAAAACAGAAGAUGCUUGUUUUGACGGGACACUUAUUAAACGCAUUUCUGUUCACAUGCUGCUUUAUUUAUUUCUCAUGACGUUGACGUUCGUCUCGUGUUUCUGUGCGGUGAUACUCUGGCCCCGCCCACACUUGCCUGCGUCACCAUCUGCCGCUGUCAAUCAAACGCAAGUUUGCUGCUGUCAGACACCGGCACUUUUACCAUCAAUCCAUAAAUCAUAACUCGGCACGUACACACGGUAUAAACGCAGGAUUCAUAAACGGACUUAUAUUCGAACCAUCUAGCGUUGAACUGAACCAAAUUUAGAGUUUGCGUGUAAGUUCAGCGAGUUAGCGAGCGGUUAGCAGCGAACCCCGUGUAGAAUGUGAGCGCUCAGCAGGUGGAUGUGCUGAGGCGGCGUCGCGGUUAAUCAUGCGCCUGGAGUCCGCCGGAGGAGCCUCAGGAUCGGGCUGAAGCUCUGCUGACUCCGCGGUCUGAGUCUGAGCUCGUCUAAGGAUGUCUGCGUUGCUCAGAGUUUCUCUUCUUCUGGCCGUCUGGAUGCUUCUGGCAGCGGUGUCUUCCUCUCAGAGGAACGCUCUGAAUGCUGUGGAUUUCUCCGAGAGUUUUGGAAACGCCCUUCCGUCCCUCAGUCGCCCGGCGAACGCCAGUCAGAUCUUCUACAGCAUCAUGUUUGACGCCGGCAGCACCGGCACCCGCAUCCACGUCUACACCUUCAUCCAGAAAGAUCCGGAUGGACUGCCGGUUCUGGAUAAUGAGAUGUUCCACUCGAUGAAGCCCGGUCUCUCUGCGUUCGCAGACAUCCCUGAGAUUGCCGGUCAUACGGUGCGUCAGCUGCUGCGUGUGGCCAAGAAGACGGUUCCUCCGGUGGAGUGGAAGAGAACCCCAGUUCUGUUCAGAGCCACGGCUGGACUGAGGCUGCUGCCGCCGGCUAAAGCCCACGCGCUUCUGGAGGAGGUGCAAGACGUCUUCGAUGAAUCUCCGUUCUACGUUCCUGUGGAUAGCGUCAGUAUCAUGAACGGCACGAAUGAAGGGAUUCUGGCCUGGGUCACAGUUAACUUCCUCACAGGUCGACUCCACAGAAACCCACAGAGGACGGUGGGAAUCCUGGAUCUGGGAGGAGGAUCCACACAAAUCACCUUCCUGCCCAAAUCAAGGAAAACGGUUGAGAGCGCUCCAGCGGAUUUCAUGGUGAGGUUCCACAUGUUCAGCAGCUCUUAUGAGCUCUACACACACAGCUACCUGGGAAACGGAAUCAAAGCAGCGCGUCUGUCAGCUCUGGGAGCGCUGGGUUCAGAGGGUCUGGAGAAGAAAGUUUUCCAAAGCUCCUGUUUGCCCAAAAGGUACACGGGUGAAUUCAGCUUCGGAGGAUUCAGUUAUCACGUCAGCGGAGUCACCGACGGUGUGUCGGGCUUCAGAGCGUGUUCUCAGGAGCUGCUGAAGGUGCUGAAGGGCAUCAUUAAACAGCCUCACGAGCUGAAGGACAGCAGCACCUUCUACGCCUUCUCUUAUUACUUCGAUCACGCCGUGGAGGCCGGACUCAUCGAUGAGAGAAGAGGAGGAGCAGUGAAGAUCCGAGACUUCAAGAAGAGAGCAAAAGAGGUGUGUAACCGUCCGUCUGAACGCACUCAGCUCAAUCCGUUCCUCUGCAUGGAUCUCACAUACAUCGUCUGUCUGCUCAAAGAUGGCUUCGGCUUUAAGGAAAGCACCGUCCUUCAGCUGACCAAGAAGGUGAGGAACGUGGAGACCAGCUGGGCUUUAGGAGCUGCAAUCUACCACUCCCAGAAGUUCAGGAUCCAUUAAAGAGCUUCAGAGAGAGAAACUGUCUCUGAGAUGAACUGAUUCCUAAGGAGCACAGAACUGCAGACGACUAUUUGCUGUUGUUGUUUACAUUACUGAGCGAAUGUUACACUUUACAGCAGUCUGUCUUUAAUACAGAUUAGCUUUUCUUUUUUCCGCUAUUAAAAUAUUUAAAAUCACUUUUACACUCGUCAAAAUCACUCUUACACUUGUUGAAAUCACUCUUACUCUUGUCAAAAUCUACUUUCAAAAUCAACUAUACACUCGUCAAAAUCAACUUUUUCUCAAAAUCUACUUUUCUCAAAAUCAACUUUUUUCUAAAUAAACUUUUUUUCUAAAUCAACUUUACACUCGUCAAAAUCAACUUUUUCUCAAAAUCAACUUUACACUCGUCAAAAUCUACUUUUUCUCAAAAUCAACUUUACACUCGUCAAAAUCAACUUUUUCAAAAUCAACUUUACACUCGUCAAAAUCAACUUUUUCUCAAAAUCAACUUUUUUUUCAAAAUUAACUUUGCUCUUGUCAAAAUAAACUUUUUUUCAAAAUAAACUUUUUUAUAAAAAAUCAACUUUAAACUUGUCAAAAUCAACUUUUUCUCAAAAUCAACUUAACACUUGUCAAAAUCUACUUUCAAAAUCAACUAUACACUCGUCAAAAUCAACUUUUUCUCAAAAUCUACUUUUCUCAAAAUCAACUUUUUUCUAAAUAAACUUUUUUUCAAAAUCAACUUUACACUCGUCAAAAUCAACUUUUUUUUCAAAAUCAACUUUACACUCAUCAAAAUCGACUUUUUUCAAAAUCUAAUUUACACUCUGUCAAAAUCUACUUUUUCAAAAUCAACUGUACACUUGUCAAAAUCACUUUUACACUAGUCAAAAUCAGCUUUUUUCAAAAUCAACUUUACACUCAUCAAAAUCAACUUUUUCAAAAUCAGCUUUUUUUCAAAAUCAACUUUACACUCGUCAAAAUAAACCUUUUUUCAAAAUCAACUUUACACUCGUCAAAAUAAACUUUUUCAAAAUCAGCUUUUUUUCAAAAUCAACUUUACACUCGUCAAAAUAAACCUUUUUUCAAAAUCAACUUUACACUCGUCAAAAUAAACCUUUUUUCAAAAUCAACUUUACACUCGUCAAAAUCUACUUUUUCAAAAUCAGAUCUACAUUUGUCAAAAACUACUUUUUUUUUUUAAAUCAACAUUACACUAGCCAAAAUCAGCUUUUUUUCAGAAUCAACUUUACACUUGUCAAAAUCUACUUUUUUCAAAAUCAGAUCUACAUUUGUCAAAAUCUACUUUUUUCAAAAUCAACUUUACACUCAUCAAAAUCUGCUUUUUUCAGAAUCAACUUUACACUUGUCAAAAUCUACUUUUUCAAAAUCAGAUCUACAUUUGUCAAAAUCUACUUUUUUCAAAAUCAGAUCUACAUUUGUCAAAAUCUACUUUUUUCAAAAUCAACUUUACACUCGUCAAAAUCUGCUUUUUUCAAAAUCAACUUUACACUCGUCAAAAUCUGCUUUUUUCAGAAUCAACUUUACACUCGUCAAAAUCUAAUUUACAUUCGUCAAAAUUGACUUUUUUUCAAAAUCAACUUUACACUCGUCAAAAUCUACUUUUUUCAGAAUCAACUUUACACUUGUCAAAAUCUACUUUUUUCAAAAUCAGAUCUACAUUUGUCAAAAUCUACUUUUUUCAAAAUCAGAUCUACAUUUGUCAAAAUCUACUUUUUUCAAAAUCAGAUCUACAUUUGUCAAAAUCUACUUUUUUCAAAAUCAACUUUACACUCGUCAAAAUCUGCUUUUUUCAAAAUCAACUUUACACUCGUCAAAAUCUGCUUUUUUCAGAAUCAACUUUACACUUGUCAAAAUCUACUUUUUUCAAAAUCAGAUCUACAUUUGUCAAAAUCUACUUUUUUCAAAAUCAACUUUACACUCGUCAAAAUCUGCUUUUUUCAGAAUCAACUUUACACUUGUCAAAAUCUACUUUUUUCAAAAUCAGAUCUACAUUUGUCAAAAUCUACUUUUUUCAAAAUCAGAUCUACAUUUGUCAAAAUCUACUUUUUUCAAAAUCAACUUUACACUCGUCAAAAUCUGCUUUUUUCAAAAUCAACUUUACACUCGUCAAAAUCUGCUUUUUUCAGAAUCAACUUUACACUCGUCAAAAUCUAAUUUACAUUCGUCAAAAUUGACUUUUUUUCAAAAUCAACUUUACACUCGUCAAAAUCUACUUUUUUCAAAAUCAACUUUAUACUCUUCAAAAUCAACUUUUUUUCAAAGUCUAAUUUAAACUCGUCAAAAUCAGCUUUUUUUAGAAUCAACUUACUCGUCAAAAUCAACUUUACACUCGUCAAAAUCAACUUUUUUUCAAAAUCAACUUUUACACUCGUCAAAAUCUACUUUUUUCAAGAUAAAUUUUACACUCCUCAAAAUCAACUUUUUUCGAAAUCAACUUUUACACUCGUCAAAAUUGACCUUUUUUUCUAAAUCAACUUUACACUCGUCAAAAUCUGCUUUUUUCAAAAUCACCUUUACAUUCGUCAAAUUAAAAACAUAUUUUAGCGUUUAAGUACUUUUUCUGGUUGGCAGAAAAAAAAUUCGCUCGCCAAAACGUUUUAGUUUUUUGUCGAAAUCAACUGAAUUAGUAGUUUUUUGUUUUGGUUCAGGGAUUCUGUAGAAAUGCUCACAUGUUGUUUAGUGGCAUGUCACUGUUAUGUUAUUGUUGAUGUUUAUUUUCAGAUUGCAAUUAAUAACAAUAAAUGUCUGACUGGAA
Molecule: messenger RNA, 4987 nt
Organism: Carassius gibelio (silver crucian carp)
Lineage: Eukaryota; Metazoa; Chordata; Actinopteri; Cypriniformes; Cyprinidae
Gene: entpd5b
Product: ectonucleoside triphosphate diphosphohydrolase 5b
Exons: 15
Coding region: 922-2226 (434 amino acids)
Biological process (GO): nucleoside diphosphate catabolic process
Cellular component (GO): membrane
Molecular function (GO): GDP phosphatase activity; UDP phosphatase activity
Source: RefSeq, a predicted model, not a curated record